CAGUCCGUCAGUCAGUAAAAAGACAGACAGCUAGAUAUAACUGUCAGGAGUGAUUGGAAAGUUGAUUGAGGUUAGGCUUACGUUGUCCUUUUUGCACAUCGUAAUUGUGAAAAAUAGUUGUUUUAUAAUCGUGGUUACGAGUUUCUUAAAAAAUACGGCCGAUUUAUUGUUUGUGUUACGGAAUAAUUUGGGUCAUCAUAAUAAAAACGAUGCACCGGUGCUAAUCAACCUGCGGUUGCAACUUUAUUAUUUUAAAAAUAUAGCCUAUUUCCUACAAUUUCAAAAUGGGAGCUCAUGUAUCAAGAAAUGAUUUUGAAUGGACCUACACAGAAGAACCUCAUGCUAGCAGAAGAAAGGAAAUUUUAGAAAAAUAUCCUCAAAUAAAGAAGCUGUUUGGUCACGAUCCAAACUUCAAAUGGAUAGUACUUCUGAUGGUGCUAGUACAAUUUACUAUGUUUUACAUAAUGAAAAAUCAAUCAUGGACUAUGAUAUUUUUAGUAGCCUAUUGCUUUGGAGGUGUUAUCAACCAUUCAUUAAUGCUCGCUAUCCACGAAAUAGCGCACAAUUUGGCAUUUGGACAUACAAGACCUAUGGCCAAUAGAUUGUUGGGAAUGUUUGCUAACCUGCCAAUAGGACUGCCAUUUUCAAUAACUUUUAAAGGAUAUCACCUUGAACAUCACAAGUAUCAAGGAGAUGAGGUGCUGGACACAGAUAUCCCAACUUAUGUAGAAGCCAAAUUAUUUUGUACGACAUUUGGAAAGUUUGUGUGGGUAUUGCUGCAGCCACUAUUCUAUGCAUUUAGACCUGUGUUUACAUACCCGAAACCUCCUACUCUUCUGGAGGUUGUUAAUGUUAUCAUACAGCUCUCUUUCAAUGGACUUGUUUGCUACACACUCGGCGUGAAGGUCUUGGUUUACAUGUUAGCUGGAUCACUGAUGGCCAUGGGUCUACAUCCUGUAGCUGGACACUUCAUAUCCGAACAUUACAUGUUCCGCAAGGGCUUCGAGACCUACUCCUACUACGGUUGUUUGAACAAGAUCACUUUCAAUGUUGGAUAUCAUAAUGAACAUCACGACUUCCCAUUUGUUCCCGGCUCCAGACUGCCAGAAGUGAAGAGAAUAGCUGCAGAAUAUUAUGAUAAUCUCCCUCAACACCAUUCUUGGGUGGCUGUUUUGUACGACUUCAUCAUGGAUCCAGAAAUUGGGCCUUACGCAAGAAUAAAACGUAAACACAGAGGCCUUUCUACUUGAAAUUGUGUUUUACUUACAUCAAAAUUACUAGUCUUAUAAAAUGUAAUCACUAAAAAAUUCAUAGUUUUAAAAUGUGUAUAAAUUAUUGUUAUUGCUUAGUUUAUUAGUUGUAUUUUAUUUAUUUUUUGAGUAACUAUAAAAAAUAUGAAUUUAAAUGUAAUGAAAAAUUAAUGCCUUUAUUAUGAUUUUGCUGAAUAAUGAAUAACGCAUUUGAUCAAUAAUAUAUUUAAUUCUUUGCUUAUUUUUUAGAUAUAAUUUUAAGUGAUUUUCAAGCAAUGGCUUCGUGAGUACAGGGUCGGUUUUAAAUAUUUAUACCCAUUGGACUAAAAACAUUUGUAGCUCUCUCCGCCCCGCCCCCUUCCUGUUUCAUUAAUUUAGUUAACUCAAUCUUGCUUAAAUUUGCGAUAUUUAUUUUUACUUUUUUAUUUGUAUAUAAUUAAUAUAAAAAUUUAAAGUACCAUAAUUUCUUAAAAAAUUGUGUCAUUAUUCGUUUGGUUUAUCAUCAACCCUACACAUUAUCACAAGCACAAAAAAUACUGACAGUGUAUUUGUAAAGAUAAUCUUUAUUAUAUUACAGUGAAAAGCAAUACACUUUCUAUUCUGAACAUUAUUUUAUAUUAAUAUGAACAUUAUACAAUUAAAGAAAAUAGAAUUUUAUAAUAUGAAGUUUUUAGUACUUUAGCUACAAAACUGCUUAUGUCUUUAGCAAAUUAAUGCACAUAACAGGAUAAAUUAUUGAAAUAGAAUACUACUAGAGCUACUACUGUUCAUUACGUUUUGCUUAGAUAAAGUUGCGUUUUCCAAAAAAUAGAAAAAUGGUUACUGGAGAUGAAACAAUAAUGUGGCUGACGGACUUCAUGUAACUUGUAGCUUGAAUGCCAAUCUGACUUGAGUUGUAAACAAUAUAAACCGAUCUCUAGUUAUUCAUGCAAUUCUUUUAAAUAGAGUUGAGAAUGACAAGGCUGUGGCCAAUGAGGAGCUCAAAACGUUCAACGAACUUACAGUUACAAUACACACUGGCACCAACCAUCACCCCUUGUCAUGUAGAGAAACAUAUAAUUAUUCAUUGGUUCUUUUGAGAUCAUUUCUACACAUAGUUUACCUUCAUGUUACAUUAGUACAAUUGUACUUUAAAAGUACAAUGUUCUCUCUGCAACUUGUAAACAUGUUUCCAGGCUACCGUUUCUAUGCAAAUUAUAUUUAUUUUUUCCCAAAGGUCAACUGCCUUUAAAAAUUUACCGCACUGAUCUCAGGUCCUUGUUUAACCGGCCCUGACUGCAAGCUAUCUGUGUAUUAAUGUAAAUUAUUUAAACACAGAAUUGUUAGAUACAUUUGCAUUAUUAACACAAUGCAUGUAUUAUUUGUUUAAGUGACAAAUCUACCAAUAAUGACAACCCUUAUAAGACAGUGUAAAAUACUCAUUUAGUAUAAAGGCUCUGAUUUAAAAUGAACACCGUUGGCUGGCACUGAGAGUGAUAAAGUAUGACGUUGCUCAUUGACACUAUAUUACUGGUAUUAAUGAAACUUUAUUUGCUUUAGCAUUAACAGAAUUAUAUAGAACACUGGACUGAAAUUGUAUUAUAGUACUAAAAUAUCAAAGCAAAAUAUUUUUGUAAUGAUUGAAAUUUUUUAAUGUUUUUAAGUAGGUUUUCUACAAAGAUAUUAUGCAUUUAUUAUUCUCUCCUUUAAACAUGAUUUAUAUAAAUAAUUAAUCCAGUUAUAAUUUAACUGAAGCUUUUUAUUAAAUUGUUGUUAAAUAUCAGUUUAGUUGUCUACAGCUACAGUAAAACUACAUUCAAACUAAGGAGAAUCUUUUUUUCUUUCUUUCUUGACUGUUUUUAUUCAUACACGUAAAUUUAAUUCUUAAACUUAAAAUACAAUAGUAUGUAAGUAAGCAUUAAUAUUUAAAAAUUAAUUCAAAUUAGUCAUAGUUUACUUAUUGUUUUUAUAAAAAUGAAUUGAUAUUAAAUACAUGACAGAAAAUUAAGAAUCAAUGCUUUAUUAAAUUAUAUACAUAUUUACGUUAUAAUAGUUAACUAGUUUUAAAUUACCUAAAGAUUCUAUGUCAGUAUUAGUUAUAUCAUGUCUUUAGUUGUAAUCUUUUCACAUUGGUGAAUAAUGAAUAAUAUGUUUUGUUUCCAUGCUAA
Messenger RNA from Homalodisca vitripennis (glassy-winged sharpshooter), 3397 nucleotides. RefSeq names its product sphingolipid delta(4)-desaturase DES1 (gene ifc). Gene Ontology annotation, molecular function: sphingolipid delta-4 desaturase activity. NCBI's taxonomy places the organism in Eukaryota, Metazoa, Arthropoda, Insecta, Hemiptera, Cicadellidae. The record is from RefSeq and is a predicted model, not a curated record. Bases 285 to 1250 code for a protein of 321 amino acids. Gene Ontology annotation, biological process: ceramide biosynthetic process. Gene Ontology annotation, cellular component: membrane. The transcript has 6 exons.